Molecule: messenger RNA, 1716 nt
Organism: Lampris incognitus (smalleye Pacific opah)
Lineage: Eukaryota; Metazoa; Chordata; Actinopteri; Lampriformes; Lampridae
Gene: tmem102
Product: transmembrane protein 102
Exons: 6
Coding region: 121-1716 (531 amino acids)
Source: RefSeq, a predicted model, not a curated record
UGGGGACCUGUUGGAAAUGACAGCUGAGGAAAUCGGAAUCCGUUGCAGGAGUAAAUACCACAAACCUGGAAGAUAACGAAGAAACUCCUUCGCGUCAGCAUAGCAAAGGGCUUGUGAAAGAUGGAGUCCUUGAUGAGUGCGGUUGUGCCGCGCUCUCCGGUACCUUCGAAGAAGCCGUCUGAGGUGGACUUCCGCUCAGGAGCCACCCUGGACCAGCUGUCGGCCCAAGUGGCUGAGCUGGUGCUGCUGGAGCAGGGGGAGUUUGGAGAUCAGACAGCUUUAGAGGUUCACACUGCGAAGGACUUCAUCUUCAACAUGCUAGGUUUAGUCCAGAAGGUGGACCAGCGCCUCCCCGUGGCCAAUGAGUACUUGUUGCUGUCGGGCGGUGCCAGGGAGGGGGUCCUGGACCUCAACCCUGAGGACCUGGGCGACUAUGCCAAGGGGGCCGACUUCGACUUGGAUUUCACCCUCUUGGUGCCCGCUCUCAAGCUCCAUGACCGCAACCAGCCAGUCACCCUGGACAUGAGGCACUCACCGCCCUGCCACUCAUGGCUCAGCCUUCGUCUCUGCGACUCCGGCACCUUGGCCCGCUGGAGCAUCUGCUGCCAGGAGGAGAAUGGAUUGUCCCCGGAAGAGGAGGAGGAGGAAGAGGGAGAAAUGGGUAAGGAGGAGGAAGAAAAUAUGGAGAAGGAAGCAAAGCGAGCGAGAAAGAGGGGCUCCAUCCCUUCGCUGGGCUCACCUCAGUCCCUGGAUGGCUGCUACUUUUCCCCGGCCCUGGUGGCCGACUGGUUCUGGGGGGUGGUCAGCGAGGCCAUUGAGGAGCUGAGGCGCAACCCCCAGAGAGGAAUCCCCAUCCCGGAAAGACUGGAGAGGAACGGGCCGCUAACCACCAUCAUCCUCCAGGCUGGCUCCAGCCGGGUACUGUACGACCUGCUGCCGGUGGUGUCCUUCAGGGGCUGGCCCGCCGUGGCCCAGGGCUGGCUGACUGCCAACCACUUCUGGGAUGGCAAGAUCACUGAGGAGGAGGCCAUCUCUGGCUUCUACCUGCUGCCCUGCUGCUCCCCGCUGGGUGGUCGGCCGGACAGGGAGUGGAGGCUGGCCUUUUCUCGCAGCGAGGUUCAGCUGAAGAAAUGUAUACCCUUUCCCAUGGCACAAGCCUUCCAGGCUGCCAAGGCUGUGCUGUCCCGUAUCCUGGCCCGCCCCCGAACGGGCCUCAGCCCCUACCACCUUCGUACCCUGCUCUUCUGGGCCUGUGACCGGCUGCCCGCUGCCUACCUUUCCUGCCCCGACGCUGACACCCCGGCCCGCCUCCUUCUGGGCCUUCUCGAUGACCUGGCCCACUGCAUCCUGGGUAAAAACUGCCCCAACUACUUUCUGCCGCAGUGCAACAUGCUGGAGCACCUGUCAGAUAGCCAGGCGCUUCUGGUAGCCAGGAAACUAGCCCACGUGCGCUCUGACCCAAGCGAGCACCUUCGAGCCGCUCUUGACCAGGCCCAGCAGGCUGGACAGCUGAAGAAGGAGGCCACCGCCAGCACCAACGGACACGGCUCCCCCAGCCAUCAACCGGCCAAUGGCAUCAUCUCACCGUCCGAGGACAAGCUGGCGCAGCGACUGCAGCAGCUGGUCACUGAGAACCCUGGGAAGUCCAUCUCUGUUUUCCUUAACCCGGACGAUGUCACCAGGCCACAUUUCCGCAUCGACGACAAGUUCUACUGA